AUGGUGACGGAUGAUGAUGGUUGUGAUGGUGAAGCUAAUGAUGGGGGUCAGGGUGAUGGUGGUGCUCAUGGUGACGAGGAAUGGGAUCAGAAUGUUGGUGGUUGUACUGAUGGUGAAGCUAUUGGUGGCGGGAAAGGUGGUGACUGUAAUGAUGGUGAUGAUGGUGGCGAUUCUGAUGAUAGCGGCGAGGGAGAUCAGGAUAGUGUUUAUGAGGACAGCGAUGUGACUAUGAGGAUAGUGAUGAUGACGAUGCUAAUGGUGGCGGCAAAGGGGAUAAAGAUGAUAGUGACUGUGAUGAUGGUGACUGAUGAGGAGGCGUUGUAA
This is a messenger RNA of Penaeus vannamei (Pacific white shrimp), 324 nucleotides long. The record is from RefSeq and is a predicted model, not a curated record. NCBI's taxonomy places the organism in Eukaryota, Metazoa, Arthropoda, Malacostraca, Decapoda, Penaeidae.